AUGAACACCGCAAGACUCAUGAGACUGCAGCCCUUGCGGGCAGCUGCUUUCAAGCAGCCAGCUCUCCGACAGCCCGUCCUCCGCCAGGCCCCUCUCAGACAAGCCAGACCAUUCCACAACUCCCGGGCCAUGUUCAGAACAAAGGAGGAUGACCAAAGUGCGCACACCAUUACCCAAAGGCUUCGCAGCCUCAAGAGGAUUCCCCCAGAGCUGAUCCCUCUCGGCGUCGUCAUCUGUUUCGCCGUCUUCGCCGCUUGCUUUGCUAUGACCAGAAAGCUGCUUACCGACAAGACUCUCCGCCUGCACAAGUCGGCUCCGAAACAACAUUAG
This is a messenger RNA of Exophiala spinifera, 330 nucleotides long. RefSeq lists its product as uncharacterized. The transcript is spliced from 4 exons. The record is from RefSeq and is a predicted model, not a curated record. The coding region runs from base 1 to 330 and encodes 109 amino acids. Lineage: Eukaryota; Fungi; Ascomycota; Eurotiomycetes; Chaetothyriales; Herpotrichiellaceae.